This is a messenger RNA of Thunnus maccoyii (southern bluefin tuna), 2754 nucleotides long. Its product is annotated as scavenger receptor cysteine-rich type 1 protein M130-like. Gene Ontology annotation, cellular component: membrane. NCBI's taxonomy places the organism in Eukaryota, Metazoa, Chordata, Actinopteri, Scombriformes, Scombridae. The record is from RefSeq and is a predicted model, not a curated record. The transcript is spliced from 9 exons. Bases 5 to 2239 code for a protein of 744 amino acids.
AAACAUGACAGCCUCCAGCCUGGAGGUGAUCUGCUCAGAGUCUGUGAGGCUUGUGGGUGGAUCGCGUGUUUGUUCUGGCAGUGUGGAGGUGAAGUCUGAUCAGGGUUGGGCCCCAGUGUGUGAGGAUGGCUUUGACUCUGAGGCUGAAAAGGUGGUCUGCAGGGAGUUUGGCUGUGGGCCUCCAGUGCUCAUUAGGUGGUCGUUUGUGAGAGAAGUAAAGCCGGUCUUAUCAAAAAAGUUCCAGUGUAAAGGCAACGAGUCUCGUCUCCAGGACUGUGCCAGCUCAACCCGCAACAACUGCAAACCAGCUUCUGGAAUUUCAUGCACCAAUCCUCAUGAUGUGAGACUGGUGGGGGGAGAAAGCCUCUGUGCAGGCACACUGGAAGGAAAGCAUGAUGGAGAAUGGAGGCCCCUGAGUGAUUUACGGUAUUUCUGGAAACCACAACACUCCGCUGAGGUUUGUGAGCAACUGGGCUGUGGAAGUGUAAUCUCAACAGUGGAGCAUCAUCUGCAAAAAAGUCAGCAUGUGUGGGAGCUGUCAAGUGACUGUCAUGACAGUCGAAUUGAUUCUUCAUUUUGUAAAUCCUGGCAUGCGAGUGGUUCAACCAUAUCAAUGACUGUGACUUGUGCAGAAACUGUGAGACUUGUGGGAGGCCCUAAAAGAUGCUCAGGCAGGCUGGAGGUGAAGUCUGGUCCAUCAUGGGCAUCAGUGUGUGAGUCAUCCUUCACCCCAGAAGAUGCACAAGUUACCUGUAGUGAGCUUGGCUGUGGGUUUCUACUUGAAUUCUAUUCGAGGGAUUACAGCAACCUUCUUCAAAAUACAGAACACACCCCGAGCCCGGUCUUUAAUUGUGGAGGCAAAGAGAAGCAUCUUCUGGACUGUUCCACAGACACACUCAAUGCCACAGAACAGGAAUGUGGAAUGUGGAGGACUUACAUGACCUGCAUAGAACGUCCAGUGAAGCCUUUUAUAACCAUAUACACCCCGCAGCAUGUUUUUGAUGAAGACCCUCAGCUUUUUAAGGGCCAACGUUUUGCCAUCUCUUGUUCCACUAGUACAGUUUUGAAAAUACUCUCCAUCCGCCUAAAAUUUAGAGUUGGCAGUGACCACCCUACUGAGUGGACCCAGCCAGCUGUUGAUGGUACCGCCAGGUUCUUCUUCCCUGCUGCAGAGGAUGCACACCGAGGGACCUACCAGUGCGAUUACAACUAUGAUUUCAAUUCAGACGUUUUCUCUGAACCGAAGACCCUCUAUCUCACUGUGAAAGAGCUCCAUGAUGUGAGGCUGGUGGAUGGAUUCAGCCGCUGUGCUGGCAGGCUGGAGGUGAAGCAUCAGAAAGAGUGGAGACCGGUGAGUUACCGGCACUCCUGGAGUCUGAAGGAAGCAGCUGUGGUGUGCAGUCAGCUCAGCUGCGGCUCGGCUGUUUCAACCAGCAAAGUCGACAACUCGACUGAAUUUCUGCCUGCAUGGCGCUUUUAUUCUGAUUGUGACGGCUCUGAGCAUGCACUGAUGGAUUGUGGGACGGUGAUGGAGUGGUCUUCCUCUUCUACUGUUGAAGUGGUCUGCGCAGACAUCCUGCUUCAGCCGAAUAUAACUUUUUACUCUGUGCUGCCUAAGUCUGAUGACCAGGAAGUGCAGCUCAUCAUCGGCUACAGCUUCACCAUCAAUUGCUCCACACAGCCACAAUACCCCGGAGGUCACUUCAGCCUUAUCUUCAACAGUCUCAACCAAACCCACAGCCAGACCCAGCCAGCUGUCAAUCACUCUGCCCUCUUUACGUUUACUGCAGCAGAGGAGUCUCAGGGGAACUACAGCUGUGUUUAUCACAACUUUAUUUUCAAUCAUAACUACUCCUCUCAGAGCCAGAGCCUCUCUAUCACUGUCACAGACUUUAUAGAUGUGAUGUUGGAUGAUGGAGUGAUCAGAGAGGACUACAGCAGUCCCUGUGCUGGAAAGCUGCUGGUGAACUACAAGGGUGAGCUGAGACUGCUGAGUGCAGAGUCCACAGUCUGGGACCUGAAGCAUGCUUCUAUGGUGUGUAGACAGUUGGGUUGUGGUGCUGCUGUUUCAACCAAAAGCGUCAAUCUCCUCAAUAAGGAAAUUAUGUGGCGUUUUUUCUCUGACUGUGAUGGAUCUGAGUCUGCGCUGAUGGAUUGUGGAGCUGCAAAACAAUGGCUUUCCUCCUCAUAUGUUGAGGUGGCCUGCACAGGCCAACAGGGGACACCAGGCAAGAAAUGAGGACGUGAAGCAGGAAUGUUGAAACCUGGAUGGUCUUCUUCUAAGACGUAGAAAGACUCCUACAAUCUACGUUAUAUUAGUGUUUAGUUAUUAGAAUAGAUUGUAUUGAUUAACUGCAGACAGUGGGAGGAAAAUGGGUGAGAAAUGGAUGAUUGUUACAAGCAGGAAGUGAGAUUAGGCUGUACUCUUCUUUUAUUCAGGACUAACUGUACUUGAACCUCCUACAAAGCAAUAACAGGAGUAACCGUGUUAUCCCUUUCUACCUUAAUGUGAAGCUUUUGUUUCAGUCACUAAGAUUUUUGGUUUAUUUUUCAUGAACUUUGUAUUGCAAUCUAUAAUACAUGUUGACUAUGUGUUUAGCAACAAGGUAUCACCAAUUUGUGGGUUCCUGUAUGCUAUCAUGUGAAUGUAAGUGAUGUAGUUUAUGUUCUUAAUAUUAUACUGUUAUUACAGGAUUGCUACAAAAUUAAAUAAGACAGUAAUCUGCUUCAGCUGAAUAUAAUUUUUUACUCUGU